This is a messenger RNA of Rhinichthys klamathensis goyatoka, 2376 nucleotides long. RefSeq names its product Rho GTPase activating protein 23b (gene arhgap23b). NCBI's taxonomy places the organism in Eukaryota, Metazoa, Chordata, Actinopteri, Cypriniformes, Leuciscidae. The transcript is spliced from 16 exons. Gene Ontology annotation, biological process: signal transduction. Bases 1 to 2376 code for a protein of 791 amino acids. The record is from RefSeq and is a predicted model, not a curated record.
AUGUGGCUUCCGCAGCGUCCCUUCCUUCCAUGUACAGGGAGACUACCAAAACGGGUCAAAAGCUUUUUCACAGAUGGCUCUCUAGAGAGCCUUCGAGCGGCAGAGGAAGCUCACUCUAAACGUCACUCCACCUCUGAACUGGGGAACAUCACUGUCACUGAUAUCAGGAAAGAAGGCUGGCUGCAUAAUAAACAGAUUCUCACUGAGAAGGGAAAGAAAGUGGGCAGUGGCAUGCGGCCAUGGAAACGAGUCUUCUGUGUGCUGCGCUCCCGCUCGCUUUUCCUCUACAAGGAUAAGCGGGAGGCGGUGCUUCACGCAGCCGGGGCAGGAGGUCACGGCAACGGGCAAGGGGAAGAUGAGCAGCCAAUCAGCAUUCGAGGCUGCUUGAUUGACAUAGCAUACAGUGAGACAAAGCGUAAACACACCUUGCGACUGACUACUCAGGACUUCUGCGAGUACCUGCUGCAGGCGGAGGACAGGGAUGACAUGCUAAGUUGGAUCAGAGUCAUCAGAGAGAACAGCAAGACUGACAAUGGGGAACUGGGCUUCUCCAGACAGGCUCUAAUUAAUAAGAAACUGAAUGAUUAUAGGAAACAGAGUCCAACAGGCAACAAGCUAGACACUUCUCCUAGGAUUCAUCGGAUGAUGCCACCUUUCCUUCUCUCUAAAACUGAAAACACGUCAGGUGUGAACCGAGCCCCAGGGAAAGAUGACAGUACUAAGGCACCAUGGGGCAUUAACAUCAUGAAAAAAGGAAAGAAAACGGGUCCAAAAGCUUUUGGAGUGAGGCUGGAGGACUGCCUGCCUGCUGCCAAUAAUAAGUUUGUCCCACAGAUUGUGGUGACAUGCUGUCGUCUGGUGGAGGAGAUGGGUUUGGAAUAUAUUGGCAUCUACAGAGUGCCAGGGAACAAUGCCAUGGUGUCUUCUCUUCAGGAUCUGCUCAACAAGGGCAUGGAUAUAGACACUGCUGAGGAGAGAUGGAAAGACCUGAACGUCAUCAGCAGUAUUCUGAAGUCCUUCUUCAGGAAGCUUCCGGAACCUCUUUUCACAGAUGAUAAAUAUAAUGAUUUCAUUGACGCCAACCGUUUAGAGGAUGCAGGGGACCGCUUAAAGACCAUGAGGAAACUUAUACUUGACCUGCCGGAUCACUACUACCACACACUGAAGUUUCUAAUCAGUCACCUGAAAACAGUUGCGGACCAUUCAGAGAAGAAUAAGAUGGAGCCUAGAAAUCUGGCCCUGGUGUUUGGCCCCACACUGGUGCGGACCUCAGAAGACAGCAUGACCGACAUGGUCACUCACAUGCCAGACCGCUACAAGAUUACAGAGACUCUUAUUUUGCAUCAUAUGUGGUUCUUCAGUGAUCAGCAGGAAAAGGAUGAGAAGACACCAGAGGACCAGCAGAACAUACAGCCUGUUCCAAAUAUCGACCACCUCCUGUCUAACAUUGGCAGGACGGUGCUGCUCAGAGACUCCUCGGAUUUCACCACUAGUGACUCAGCUAAAUCCAAGGGAACUUCCACCUCCAAGAAAGACCUAAGUGCCAAAGACUUCCUCCCCCUGUCCAUCAUAUCAGCCGUGACCCGAAAGAGAAAGAAACACCCAAGCACCUUCCCCGAAGGCAGCAGCACUGAUGAAGACUCUGAACAUGAACCAAUCAAAGCCAGCAACUAUGAGGAAAUGAGAGGCAACAGCGAGGUUCAAGGGGACAGUGAAGCAAGACAAAGUAGAAAAUCAGAAGAGGAGACUGAGGAAAUCAGCGAGAUGGAGGGAAAACCAAAACAGGUGGUGGAGGGCCAAGAAGAAGAAAGGGUGACAGAGAAGGAGGAGGACAUCAUUUUGCAGAAGGAACAGGAUGAGAUAAAAGUGGAGGUUUCUGAGAGAGAACAAACGGGUCGGUUUCGCUCUCCGAGUUUCCUUUAUUCACACCACCACAGUGUGUCGAGGCUCGGAGCCUCAUUAAAGCUGACCAAGUCCUCUGCCUCCAUCUGCUCCAAUCCACCACAGCACUUGAAUAUCACUCGCAGUCUCACACGGAGGAAACUGAGAGAAGAAAGAGUGCGACCUCACUCGCUAUAUGUAGAGCGGAGCCAGACUGGAGAGGAACGGGCCUCUCACACACAUCUGGACUUCUCAAGAGUCAAAGCAUCUCUCGUUAGAGGUCAAGAGAAGCUGCGUCAGGCUGUGUUGCCCGGUUGGAGCAGCAGGGAGCCGUCUCUUCAGCAGGUCUGGAUGUGUCAAGAGCAGGUCAACCGAACAGCCGAUUGCCUUUGGGGAGCAGGGAGCAAGCAGCAAGCGGGCUCAGUGGAGACACGCCGCUGGAGACGAGACUGGAGGCGCCACACAGUUCUGGUUAAUAUGCCCUGGGAGGAAUGA